AGGGGAAUUGUUGUAGUUCAUGAUGGGAUUUUGCAUAUGCCCGUUGGAGUCACCCGCGAGAUUACUAUGGAGCACAAGCUUCUUCCGCCAUAAGAUCAUGAUCUUUUAAUCCAAUUCUCUUUGGUUUCCAAUACAAACCUUGUUCCAUCCAUCUUCUUUAAUUAAUCAUCUCUCGCUGUGGUCCUCAAUCUGCUUCCUCUUCUUUGUUUCUUUCUCUCUGAAGUUGUUGUUUUUUUUUCUUUUCUUCUCUGUUUAAAAAAUCAAUAUGGAAUCCAAUUCGUUUUAUUUCGAUCCAUCAGCCUCACAACAUGGCAACAUGUUCUUCCUAGGGAAUCUCAAUCCAGGAGGAGCAAGAUCGAUGAUGAUGAUGAACAUGGAGGAAACAUCAAAGCGAAGGCCCUUCUUUAGCUCCCCUGAGGAUCUCUACGAUGAGGAAUAUUACGACGACCAGUUGCCCGAAAAGAAGCGUCGCCUCACAUCCGAACAAGUGCAUCUGUUGGAGAAAAGCUUCGAGACAGAGAACAAGCUGGAGCCAGAACGCAAGACUCAGCUUGCCAAGAAGCUUGGUCUACAGCCGAGACAAGUGGCCGUGUGGUUUCAAAACCGCCGGGCUCGUUGGAAAACAAAACAGCUCGAGAGAGACUACGAUCUUCUCAAGUCCACUUACGACCAACUCCUCUCUAACUACGACUCCAUCGUCAAGGACAACGAUAAGCUCAGAUCCGAGGUUACUUCACUGACCGAAAAGCUUCUGGGCAAAGAAGAAGAAGCUAAUAAUGAACUACCUCCGGGUCGUCAAGUCCCCGAACCCAACCAACUUGAUCCGGUAUACCUAAACCCAGCGGCAGUCAAAACCGAGGACCGGUUAAGUUCAGGGAGUGUUGGGAGUGCCGUACUUGACGAAGACGCACCUCAACUACUAGACAGCUGUGACUCUUACUUCCCCAGCCUCGUACCCAUCCACUCCCAACAAGACAACAACGCCUGUGAUAAUGACCGAGUCUGUUUCUCCGACGUCUUUGUGCCCACCACUUCACCGUCGCACCAUCACGGCGAAUCAUUGGGAUUCUGGGCUUGGCCUUAAUCUACUAUUUAUGUGUGUGUUUAUUAUUAUUAAAGUACAAUUACAGUCAUGUCUGUUUCCAUGUUUACUGACGAAAACCCCCGCAUAAUUGUGGAAUCAUUCAGCAAUUUCACGGUAUUUGAUAAGUUAUAUUA
This is a messenger RNA of Camelina sativa (false flax), 1218 nucleotides long. The record is from RefSeq and is a predicted model, not a curated record. NCBI's taxonomy places the organism in Eukaryota, Viridiplantae, Streptophyta, Magnoliopsida, Brassicales, Brassicaceae.